AUGACUAUUAUAACUAAAGCAAAACACCAUCAACUUGAAGAACAACAAAGUAAUCUAUCAACUGAUGAUGAGAAAUAUAGUGAAGAUCAAUCUUUAGAUUAUGUUUCUGAUAAUGAUAUUUUUACUGAUAUCUAUA
Messenger RNA from Racocetra fulgida, 136 nucleotides. The record is from the annotation of a GenBank genome assembly. NCBI's taxonomy places the organism in Eukaryota, Fungi, Glomeromycota, Glomeromycetes, Diversisporales, Gigasporaceae.